AUGCCUCCCAGAAAGCGCAAAGCUACUCCAGAGGAUUCCGACUAUGAGUCUCCUCCAAAAAACAAGACUAGCCGAGGAAUUUCCUCCUCACAAGCGAAGAGGCGCCCCCCAGCACAAAGCAUCAAGGAGAUAUCGACUUAUGUCGCUAAGACUAUGACCCCAGAAUACACAGUAGUUCAGUCGAAGUCUUGCCAGAAUAUUCAAGACUACGACGUUGCCGAACGCUGUGUCACUUGUAUCGAGAAGCAGAGUGUCUUGGGGACCUGUCGCUUUGUCGGUUUGAGAGCAUUUAAAAAAGAUGAUCAGGGCCAAGUUGAUACCACGGAUUAUGCAUUCGGAUUCGUGGAGGUAGUACCAAAGCCAAAGAAGCCGGUCAAAGUAAAAGCCACGCCUAAAAGGAAGAAGAAACCCAUGAAGCCAGAGAUUAUCACUACCAGGAGAACUACAAGAAGUGCUGCUGGAGAUAGCACAGCCCGGGUUGCAUCAGGCGUGAGCGAAGUUGGGAAUGCUCAGAUCAAUUCUCAUUCAGAUGAGCAGCAAGCAGAUGCAAGCGAUACCUUGGCGGCUGCGUCCGAUCAGAUGGAUUCUCCAAUCGUCAGGCACACCCUAACCUCGGAUCAAAUGAAAAAAGAGGCCGAUUAUGUUCUUCCCUUGAUCGCAUCUGUGUUUGCUGAACAUCUCCGCCGUGAGAAGCAUCAUGAACUUACCCACCUCGGGCUACCGACAGAGGGAAAACCAUUACCCGGGGGUGCGCGGCCCUUGUUCCGCGUUCCAUCUUCUCCAGAUACCCGAAGUCUCUGUGACGCAUGCUCAACAAGUAUUUAUAUGGGUAGCUAUCUGUGCGGCUGCUGCGGGAAAGAGAUGUGUCUUGGGUGCUGGGAAGAAUGGGUGCCUUCUGAUAUCGCUCAGGGUAAUCGUAUCCGUCGCAUUGACACUUGUUCUCGCCGCCGCCGCCAUAUUCGGGAUAGUAUGCUUUUCAUGACUCGGGCAGCGGAGGGCGAGGUUGUAGAGCUUCUCGAGAGAGUUGAAGCUCGUGUUCCAUCUGAGGAGACGCAAAAGCAGGAGCAGGAUAAUGCAGAUACUGAAACAGAUUCCAUCCCUACCAGUCUGUCUACCUGGCCUAAUGACAAGCUUAAAUAUCUUGCUACCCCAAAGACACACCACAAAGAUAUAACGCUGCAACAAUUCAGGUCAUUGUGGCGCCGUGGUGGUAUUCCCCUCGUCUUGACUGGCUUUCUUGACCGCUUCAAGCUCCCCUGGGAUCCCAAAUACUUCACCCACCACUAUGGAUCUGUGCCCUGCAAUAUCCACGACUGUGAAUACAACCAGGCCAAGGAAACGAACGUCGAGAAGUUUUUCAAGGGUUUUGCCAGCUCUGAUAUCUUACAUUCAUAUAAGCUAAAAGACUGGCCUCCUUCUGCGAACUUCUCCGAAACCUUCCCAGAGCUCUUCAAAGACUUUGAAAACGCCAUACCAUUCCCCUCCUACAUCUCCCGCACCGGCAGCCUCAACCUCGCCGCCCAUUUCCCACCACAAUACAUUGCGCCCGACCUCGGACCUAAAAUGUAUAACGCCUUCCCCGCACCCGACUUCCUCCCCAAGCCCGCCGGCGAAACCAAGCUGAAGCACCGCCCCGUCAAGGGCACCACAAACCUGCACCUCGACCUCACCGACGCCGUCAACAUCAUGCUCUUCUCCGCCGGCGGCGAGAAAGCGCCCGCCGCCGCAACCACGCCCAAGGACAUCCCCUUCUGCGGCGCAAUCUGGGACAUCUUCCCGCCCUCGGCCUCCACCCACCUCCGCGAGUACCUCAACAGCGAGGAAUACCUCGAGGCCCACGCCCACGAGGGCGCAAUGGAGCUCGACGACCCGAUCCAUAGGCAGAUGUACUACCUCACCGAGGACGACAUGAUCAAGCUCUACGAGGAAAACGGUGUCAUGGCUCACCGCAUCUACCAGGAGCCCGGCGAUGCAGUCUUUAUCCCCGCCGGCUGCGCGCACCAGGUCCGGAACCGGAGGAGCUGUGUUAAGGUUGCGGUCGACUUCCUGACGCCUGAGAACGUGAAGGUGUGCAAGGGCCUCGUCGCGGAGGCUAGAGUUAUGGGGAACCCGUUCCUGGGUAGGGCCGCCGGAGGAGGGAAGGAGGAUGUGUUGCAGCUGUGGUCGUGCUUGGGGUUCGCGUGGGAUGCGUUUGAUGGGCCGAGGAAGGGGGCUGGCAAAGACGGGAGUGUCGCGAAGAAGGAGGAGGCGGAAGAGGAGGGGGAGGGGUCAGAAAUCAAGGCGGAGGAUCAGAUGGAGGAAAGCGGGAAUAGGAAUGGAAAUGCGGAGCACGCGGCCCGUAUCGAGGUCGAAACCACUUCUGCCGUCUAG
This is a messenger RNA of Morchella importuna, 2370 nucleotides long. RefSeq lists its product as uncharacterized. The coding region runs from base 1 to 2370 and encodes 789 amino acids. Gene Ontology annotation, molecular function: transcription coregulator activity; chromatin DNA binding; histone H3K9 demethylase activity. The record is from RefSeq and is a predicted model, not a curated record. The transcript has a single exon. NCBI's taxonomy places the organism in Eukaryota, Fungi, Ascomycota, Pezizomycetes, Pezizales, Morchellaceae. Gene Ontology annotation, cellular component: histone deacetylase complex; chromatin. Gene Ontology annotation, biological process: regulation of transcription by RNA polymerase II.